This is a messenger RNA of Acanthosepion pharaonis, 837 nucleotides long. The record is from the annotation of a GenBank genome assembly. Lineage: Eukaryota; Metazoa; Mollusca; Cephalopoda; Sepiida; Sepiidae.
AUGGCCAUCACAAGUUUCUCUUUUGUCGUAGAGUUCACGAACUCUCUACUGUACAUAUCUAUCUAUCUAUCUAUCUAUCUAUCUAUCUAUCUAUCUAUCUAUCUAUCUCUUUCAUAUGUGUCUCUCUUCAAAUAUUGUCAUCUCACUCCCCCACCAGUAUUUGUUUCUCUUCUUUUCUCUGUUUAUUUUCCCUUUAUUGUUCUAAUUUAUUUUCAGGUUUCUUCUCAUUUUUGCGCUUUUUCUGGUCGUUGUUUUUCUUCUUCACUUCAUCUCUCUCUCUCUCUCUCUCUCUCUCUCUCUCUCUCUCUUCUUACGUCUUCACUUCUUCAUGUUUAUUGCGUCCAUAUUUCCCUUAAAUCUUCUUUUUUUUUUCUAUUCCUUUUUUUCUCUUCCCUUUCUACACUUAUCCUUCAUUUUUUUUCUCACCUCAUUCCGUCACUAUAUUUUCUUCAUAUUUUCAUACGAAUUUAUUUACUUCCGUUUUCAGCCAUUUUUCUUUUUUUCCUUCCUUUCCCAGAGAUUUCAUUUCUCUUUUGGAUUCUAGAUGACGGCAUAAUUCUCCAUCAUAUUCCAUACCUUCUUUUACAUUUGCUUUCUAUCAUUUUCAUUUGUGAAUACAUAUAUACAUACAUACAGACAUAUCUAUCUAUCUAUCUAUCUAUCUAUCUAUCUAUCUAUUAUUGUUUGUUUCUUUCUUUCUUUGUAUGCAUGCAUCUAGCUAUCUACCUUUCUUUCUUUCUUUCUUUCUAUGAUUCUUUCAUUUUUCCUUCCUUUCUUUCUUUCUUUUUUGCUUUCUUUCUUUGUCUGUCUAUCGAUCUAUCAUCUAUCUGCCUUUAA